Molecule: messenger RNA, 1685 nt
Organism: Baudoinia panamericana UAMH 10762
Lineage: Eukaryota; Fungi; Ascomycota; Dothideomycetes; Mycosphaerellales; Teratosphaeriaceae
Exons: 3
Coding region: 255-1523 (422 amino acids)
Source: RefSeq, a predicted model, not a curated record
CGCUCAACUUUGAGAUCAAGGCAUCUGAACUUAGAAGUCAACGGGUGGACCAGUGCUCAAAAGUAGAAUGCAUUCAUUUCGAGUCGAGUCGCACAGCAUCAUGGUGGGGUUCGGACCAGUUGCCCCGCAGUCUCCCACACGCAGAAUUGACUUCCAAACAAACUGGUGAAACGCAAGCUCAAGCAGAGUUUUGCUGAUACCAUUAACAACAUUGCCCAAUCUACGCUGCCAAAGACAAUCCACGGCGCGCAGACAUGGCGGACGAGGCGCCCACCGACUACUCCCUCGCGAACCCGGACACCUUGACGAAGUACAAGACUGCAGCGCAGAUCUCACAGAAAGUGCUCGAUGAGGUCCGCAAAUGGUGCGUUGAGGGCGCCAAGAUCCUCGAGAUUUGCCAAAAAGGCGACAAACUGCUCAACGAUGAAGUGGCCAAAGUUUACAAGGGCAAGAAAGUCUCGAAAGGCGUAGGCCACCCAUGCACGGUAUCGCCAAGCACAUAUGUCACGCCAUACACGCCUUUGGUGUCAGACGCUGAGGAGGCGGGCACGGAACUAAAGGGAGCUGAGGUGGUAAAGAUACAGCUAGGCGCACAAAUAGACGGCCUCGGCGCCAUCGUGUGCGAUACUGUGAUUGUGGGUGCGGGCGCAGAAGUCACUGGGCGUGCGGCAGACUUGAUGCUCGCAACACAUUAUGCGAAUGAGCUCCUACUGAGAAUGAUGAUGCCGCCUGGACUGUUAGCUACUGGCACGGAGGAAGAGAAGAAGAAGGCGCAAGCGAUAAAGCCAUACAGCCAGUCAAAGAUCACGUCAUUGCUGGAGAAGCUCGUGAAAAGCUACAAUUGCAACCUGGUGGAGAACACGACUUGCUGGCUGUUUGGCCGCAACGAGAUUGAAGACAAGAAGAAGAUCAUCCUCGCGCCGAGCGAAGGCAUGAAGGGUGAGGGGCUUGCAGAAGUCGGCGAGGUCUGGGGUGUCGAGAUGGGUGUCGCUCUAGGGAGCGGCAAGGUGAAGACUCUGCCGAAUCGGCCCACACUGCACCGCCGGACAACAACCACGUACGGCCUGAAACGACCGAGUUCGAGAGCGACGCUAUCAGAGAUCCAGAAGAGGUUCGGCACCUUCCCGUUCAGCUUACGGCAGCUUGACGAUGAGAGAGCGGGUAAGGUUGGUAUCGUUGAAUGUGUUCGAGGUGGCGUUGUACGGCAGUACGAAGUCAUCGGUUCUUCAGAUGGUGAGCCUGUUAGCAGGUUGUUCACAACCGUAGCAAUCACCAAGAACGGCGUCCAGCGAUUAGCAGCCCCACCACAACCGAACCUCGAUCAAUAUAAGUCGGACAAGAAGAUCACCGAUGAGGAGAUACUGAAGAUUCUCGAAACGACACUGGCCAAGCCGCCGAGCGAUAAGAAGAAGAACAAGAAGAAGAAGAAGAAGCCGGCUAAAAAGGCAGCAGCUCAGAAGCCGGACGAGGAGGAAGAUGAUGAGGACGACGACGACGACGACGACGAUGAGGAUGACGACUAAGGCUAUGCUGGCAGUCUGCGCAGGUUGGCUUCGACCCCCCGCCAUUGCUCAGUUGACGUGCCACUCAGGCUCCGAAAUGGCACCGGCACAGGCUUAAUCGCGAGCGCCAUAUGAGCAUGGCUUCGACGCAGCUGUAGAAGUCGUGCGGCAAGCACGUCUAGA